AUGGUAUCUACCACUGAAUUAGUUGAAUUUGAAAAUCCAUAUUCAAAUGGACCUACUAGCAAGACUACUUCAGAACAAUCUGUAGGGAUGAACAUGAACUUUGAAGGAACGCUUCAGUCGCUUGUCAACGUUCAAAAACAGUUCUCAGAUAUGAACAAAACUAUUAAGCAAAAAGAUGAAGAAAUAAGACAGUUAAAGGAAGAGAACGAUAAAUUGAAAAAAGAGUUAAAGUCCGCCAAGUCUCCUGAUCAUCUCUUAAAUGGACGUAACAAUGGACAUAAAAUAGAUGAAUUGAAAAGGGCCGUUGGGAAAACUAUUGAAGAUGUAUUAUCAGAGCAUUCAUCCAGAUCCAAUAUCCCAAGGUCCUACAUUUCUCCACAAACAGCGCAAACGACAUCCGCCACCAUUCUUCCAGUUUCAGUUCAUGCUUCCAUCGCUGACGUUAAUAAUCAGUUAGCUUCCACAAAUGAUUCCAAACCUAUUACAUCUACUAUUCCAGACGAAUCUACGGUACUUGCUAGUAGUCACAUGAAUCCCUCCAGUAACAAUAAUCAAGAUACAAACUUUGAUCAUAUUAAUCAAUAUACGAUUUUCGUCUCAUGGCCUGGUACUAUGACGCCAGAACAAUUACGUGAUUUAUUUGAUAGUAACGAUGUUGAAGAUAUCCGCUAUAUGACGACAAAGCAAUUUGCUCACGUUGAUUUGAAGUCUGAACAAGCUUUGAAAAGUGCUUUACUUCUUCAUGGACAGACAAAGAAUGAAUUACAAGGUGCAUUACGGGUAGAAUGCGGAAAACCACAAAAUGGGCAACGUCCGCAACAUCAAAAUAAAAAUUUAUUCCGACAUAAUUACAAAGGUCAUCAUCAAAAUCAUAACAAUAAUUCCCAGUUCAUGAGUAAUUCACCUGAUAAUAAUCCUUAUCCAGAAAGCGAUCUACAAAAUGUUUCAACCUUUGCUCAAAAACAAGAACAUAAACAAAAUGGAGAGAUGUGA
Messenger RNA from Funneliformis geosporum, 993 nucleotides. NCBI's taxonomy places the organism in Eukaryota, Fungi, Glomeromycota, Glomeromycetes, Glomerales, Glomeraceae. The record is from the annotation of a GenBank genome assembly.